AUGAUAUUACUAAUUCUAAUAGCUUUGAUCGCUAUUUAUUUAAUGUAAGUUUUUGUUGGUUUUAUGACUUUAAAAGUAUUUUUCUCAAUUUACAUAGUACAUACUAAGCAAUAUAGUAUUCAUACCGAAAAUAGUGUUGACAGAAGGGCAAGUACAUUAACUUAAACCUUUAUUUUCCGUUUUUAGUCAAGCCAUCUACCAAUCUAAAUAUUGGUCUCGCGUUGGUGUACCAGGCCCUCCAGCAGUGCCAAUCUUUGGAAAUACUUUUACUCUGAUGAAAAGUAAGAUAGCCUACGCCUUUAGAAUAGCAGAAUGGACAAAACAAUAUGGUACUACUUUUGGUAUUCAAAAAGGCAGAACCAACAUUCUGGUCACAAGUGAUGCUAGCAUUAUCAGAGAUGUCGUGGUGGACAAGUUUGACACCUUUUAUGCUAGAGAAGUGAGUAUAUAUUUGUUUUAGAGCGUUAUCGUAAACUACGGUAGCUGAUCUGUUGUUUAAUUACAUUGAGUUGUUCAAAUAAUUCUGAGCUUCCAAUCUCGAAAGUUUGCUUUAAUAAGAGCACAAGAUUAUUUGAACAAUCUAAUAGGUUUGUUUAGCUCUUUAAUAUUAAAAUUUUAAUGUUUUAGACCCCACCAACUCGAGGUGACACUGAAAUCAUGCCAAGGACUGAUGUGUUCUCAGCUGCUGGCAAAAGAUGGAAACGACUCAGAGCUUUGUCCAGUCCAGCUUUUAAUGUUCAGAAUUUGAAAAAGGUAAGAGAUUGUACACUGAUUUUUAAAAACGCCACAAAAUUUUAAAUUUAAAAGUGAAAAAUGUAAAACAGUUUAGUUUAAUUCAAAGUAAAAUUGCACAAUUUAUAAAAUAUUUUAGAUUAUGCCAAUCAUUGAUGAUUCAGGAAACGAAAUGAUGAACUUCUUGGAACGAGAGUAUGCUCCAGGCAAGACAAUCAACAUUCAACCGUAAGUAAAAAUUGUAAAAACUUGAAUGACUACCGUCUAAAAUUAAUUUUUAGGUCGUUUUUAUAAACGUUGAAAAUCCAAAUUUAAAUACUAGAUUUAAGCUUUUAAAAAAUUUAAAAAUAUUAUUUUUUAGCUUUUUCUUUGAAUUCACAUUAGACGUGAUUUGUCGCGCAGCUUUGGGUUUUGAGAAGAGUAUGCAAUUCAAAAACCCCUACCGUCAAGAUCUGUUCUACUUUUUCCGUCAUUUAGCUCAUCCAGUCAUUGAUUUGUCUUGGGGCUUUCCGAAACUGUGGAAAGUCUUUCACAUGCUGGAGAUGUUGAUAAGAAGAUGUGAAGGUGUUGGAGUUGCCAACUUGUUUAUGGGUUUGGAAAAGGCUGUCAAUGAAAGAAAGGCCAGGCGGGUGAGGCAUAUUACUACUAUUUUUUUAAAUUUAAUCUUCAUUCACUUUUAAAUCUUGAAAUUAGUUUUUACAUUACUAUUCGUAUUAACGUAGUUUCUUUACAAUUCUACAUAUUUGUUAGUUUCCGUGAUUUUACUGUAAUAUUCUUAAUAAUAUGUAUAAUUCAGCUGGCUGGUGAUAUAAACGAAGAACCAGUCGACUUUAUUGAUGUCUUCCUGAACUACGAAGACGAAGUUGAUCUAUCCAAGACCGGAGAAGUCUACAAUAAAUCGAAUAUUCAUGUAGAGAAAAAGAUGUCGAUUGAAGAAGUGUACUCUAGCUGCUUCGUUUUCCUAGUUGCUGGGUAAGUUACUUUGAAUUUUGAAACAAUGACACAUAGUCAAUUAUUGUAGUCACAGAAUUAUGUGAACAGCCUAAUAUAUAUACUAUUUUUAAAGAUAAAUCCUUAUUAAAGUUUAAAUCAUGUAAAUCCAUAUUUUUAGCUAUGAUACAACAGCAAAUGUACUCAACUUUACGACCUUUUACUUAGCUCAAAACCCGAAAGUUCAAGAGAAGCUAAGAGCUGAAAUUGAAGAGAUUUGUGUUGACGAGGUAAGCAUAAAUAAACGGCUUACAGUAUGACCACAUACGCUUACAGUAUGGCUAUUAACGUACAAUCUGUUACUUUUCUAUCUAUUUCUUUGAAAGUUCGUAAAAGUACUAUGAUAUUAGUUGCAUUGCAUGUAGUUAUAUUGCGUACUCUUUAACCUUAAACUUUCAGACUCCAACGUACGAACAGCUAAACCAACUUCGUUACGCUGACGCCGUGAUGAAAGAAACUCUUCGUCUCACACCGAUUGCUUCACCGUAUGUUUUAACAAAUAUUUAAAAUUCAUUCGUAUUUUAAAAACUUUGAUUUAUUGCACUUAAUAUUAUACUGUCUAAUAACAUUUAUUAUUCCACUAGCCAUUCGUGAUUUUUUGUUUGCCAACGUGCUUUACUUUAGAGCCUUGGCACGUUUGUGUUCUCAAGAUACUGUAGUUGGUGACAAAAAGAUACCGGUAAAAAAAGGAGAUUGUGUUGAAGUUGAUGUAGUGUCCUUCCACAGACGAAAGGAUAUUUGGGGAGACGAUGCUGACGACUUUAGGCCAGAAAGGUAGUUAUAUUAUAAUAAUAUUAACCAUUUUUAACAUGAACGCUCACAGUACAAUAUCACACAGAAAAUACGUUCAACUAUUACUUUAGAUCAUACUUACAGUACCAAAAGCUAUACAUUACUGUACAUGAACACCUAAUUAUCGUCAUUUUCAGAUUCUUAGAAGACUGUAAGUCUGAACUCAACUAUGGUUUUGGUGGUGGUCCUCGUAUUUGUAUUGGAAUGAGACUGGCCUACUUGGAGGAAAAGAUGGCAUUGGUUAAGUUGUUGCGAAAAUACCGUAUUCACUCAGUGCCAGAAAAUGACAAACUUGAAAUAUGCAAUACUGUAGUGUUGACCACGGAUGACAUGAAAGUUCGAUUGGAAGAGCUGUAA
Molecule: messenger RNA, 2871 nt
Organism: Bursaphelenchus okinawaensis
Lineage: Eukaryota; Metazoa; Nematoda; Chromadorea; Rhabditida; Aphelenchoididae
Source: the annotation of a GenBank genome assembly